AACAUUGUAAAAUUCAUCACCUUAUUUAAGUAUUUUGAAUUUUUGUCUUGUUUUCCGACUUUGAUUACCCAAUGCUAUAAGAUCCACAGACCAAUUAACACCAAAUGGGAACAUUAAUUAUGAGAUUACGACACAAUUAAUAUUUCUGCAUCUGACCUCAUCCCUGUCUUUUUUUUUUUUUUUUCUCCUCUCUCAAAUUUGUAAUUUUGCGAAUGACCCUAUUCCAAACUCGGCACCUCUGCUGUAUUAAAAUAUACGAAGGGAUAAGCAAAUGAAAACAAGACGUCAAUUAGCUAGAAGAGACGACGACGCACUUGUGGUCGUCUCUCUCAUGCAAAAAAAAAAAAAAAAAAAAAAAGACAUUAAUGGAAAAGCUUGGGGAGAUGGAAGGGAGAACCUUAUUCUGUUCUUCUACAACGAUGGGAGGAGGAGAAUGGACGAACAAACGUGAGAAUCCAAAUUUCAGAGGUGGUCUUUUAAAGAUGAACCAUUUAACUCUUUAUUUUUAUUUUAAUAUUUGGGUUUUCACUUAUUAUUCCCUCUGAAAACGCUAUAUAAAGACAAGGAUUGGGAAGAGCAGUUCUCCAAAUCAUCAUCACAGCAUUAAGCAAUCAGUUGUUUGUGCAAAUUCAAAUACUCUUCUUCAUAAAAAAACCCUCUUUCACCAGUCUCUUCUCAGUUCUUCCUUUUUCUGUCCAUAUUGUCCUUAUUAUUUGUAAAUUCAUUGUUGCUUGAGAGCCUGGUUCAAACAAGGGGAGAAGAAGAAGAGAGUUGAAAUCACAAACAAGGUAAGAGUUUUCAAGUCUUGGUUUAUGAUUUCUAUGUUGCUCAUUGUUUGGGUUUUGGUCGGGUGAACUGGGAAGAGAAAAUUUCUCGAUUUUUAAUGGGUUCUCUGAGAGUUCAUUUGCAUCAAUAAAAAGUCUUAUCUACUGACGAGAAGCGCUACUAUGGUUUCCUAGAAGUAGAUUUAAGUAGUUAGAAGAAGAAGAAGAGAGUUGAAGCCUCGGAAGUAAUAGAGAAGAUAAAGAGUUUUCAAAUAUUGUUACGUGUGGUUGGAUAAACUGAAAGUGAGAAUUUCGGAUUUUUAUUGGGUUCUCUUAGUUCAUUCUCUUAAGACGAGAAGCACACUAAGAUUUAAUAGAAGUAGAUUUUAGUGGUUACUAAGAUAAAAAAAAAAAUUCCUACCUUCUCCUUGCAAUAAGAUCGUCCGAAAGCGUCCUAUAAAAAUUGUCUAAGUUUACGGCUUGACUCGUUUAAAGGGGUUGUACUUUGUAGGCUAUAGUAGGUACUCCUACAAGAAAGUAGUUGUUCUAGAGGGAAGAAGAAAUCGAAUCUCCUUAAAUAGAUUGAUUAAAAAAAUUGGGUUAGGGAUAGUUAAAAUAUGUUAAAAGGGUAUGAAUAUGAUGAUCAGGUGUGUCAUAAAAAUGGGUUUAUUCAAUUAUUUUAUUAUUACCAACCUUUACCUACUAAUUAAUAAAAAAACUAAGAGAUUAAGCUUGGAAUCAAUGGAGUCUCCAUAUUUCAUGCACAGGAGUCGUUUAGUGGGGGCCUGGAAAAGAGUGGAAAAAGGCAAUUCAAACAUCAUUAUUAGUCCCACAAUUCAACAUUACUUGUCAAACUUACUUUUGGAUUACAAUUUACACCCUCUUAUUAUUCCUUUCCCCCCCCCAAACUUUUUCACAACAUCAACCAGAAAAGUCCCCCAAAACGAAUACCUGUUUUCUUCUAGGGAUUUGCUCAAUCAUCACUUCUUUGAAUAUAACCCUAUUUAGGAAGAACAACCCUUUUAUAGAGAUGUAACUGUACUUGUUCAACUUGAUUUUUUCUACCUUCCUUGAACCGUUAAAAUUUUGAUUGAACAGUUAAAAUUUUCCUUCAACAGUUUUCGCUCGUUUAAGAUCCGUUAUGUGUUUAUGCAUAAGUAUCAAUCAAAAAUGAGAUAUUAUUCGCACACAAGGAUAUGAUCUGAUGAUACUACCAGCGCGGUUUUUAACCUAAAUGUAUCCUAUUGAAACAUUUGAAUAACCCCUAAUAAUAAAAACAAAAAAUAUAUCACAUUUAUAUAAAUUGAUGCCUAAACCUAGCUGCCUCCUCCCCACUGGAUUCUUCCACUGAACCCAACAAACCAAAAAGCAGGGGAGGAAAAAUGAAAGAAAGAGGGAAGAAGCUGCUCAUUUCCCAUCUCUGCAACUGAAGAAACUUACAAAAAAAAAAACAGAGCAAGCCGGUCCAUCACUAUGGCUCUACCGUGUUGUUAGUGGGGUGGUGGGAUCCUCCCUUCCGGCCAAAAAAGAGAUGGCGAAGAUUUUAAUGGCGCCUGGCCGUUGAGCGUUGACAAAACACUUUUCUUUCUACUCGGCUUCGGCUAGCUCUUCAUCACUUCAUCCCCGUCUUUUUGCUUUUUUGCCCUUUCGCUUCACUUCCUUCUCCGCCGCCUACCUCCUUAAAGUCCCCACGUGCCUUUACCUCUCCACUACUUCCUUCUUCCUAUAUAAACCCUUUCUUCCUUCUCUUCCCACUCAUCAUCAUCAUCUCACUUCUCCUUCCUUCCUUGCUUCCAUUUCCCCUGUCUGUCACACUCUGUUUUUUUCACUCUCUGCAACUCACUCUGUUUUCCUAUUGCUCUGUUUUUUCCUGGAAAAGAUGGUUGAGAGCGGCAAUGGAAACGGGAACGGGAACGGGGAGCUUCCCUACCACCGUAACAACCACCACGCCCUCGACGUCUCCGUGGACGCGCCUUCCAUUAUGGCCUCCAAGUGCUUCGACGACGACGGACGCCCGAAACGAACUGGAACCGUUUGGACUGCGAGUGCUCACAUCAUAACGGCGGUCAUCGGUUCUGGAGUUCUGUCACUGGCUUGGUCCACCGCUCAGCUGGGUUGGAUCGCCGGUCCGACCGUUCUCUUCCUCUUCUCCUUCGUCACUUACUACACCUCCACUCUCCUCGCCGCCUGCUACCGCGCCGGCGACCCGGACACUGGCAAGAGGAACUACACUUACAUGGACGCCGUCAAAUCCACCCUCGGUGGUUACCAAGAGAAGAUCUGCGGGUGGGUUCAAUACGUCAAUCUCUUUGGAGUAGCCAUCGGCUACACAAUCGCUUCGUCCAUUAGCAUGAUGGCGGUGAAGAGGGCGAAUUGUUUCCACAGAAGCGGCGGAACUGAUCCAUGCCACAUGAACGCCAACCCUUACAUGAUUGCCUUCGGAGUGAUCCAAAUCCUCUUCUCCCAGAUCCCCGAUUUCGACCAGCUCUGGUGGCUCUCCUUCGUCGCCGCCGUCAUGUCAUUCACUUACUCCACCAUCGGACUCGGCCUCGGCAUCGGCAAGGUCAUCGAGAACAAGGAAAUCAAGGGAAGCCUCACCGGAAUCGGAAUCGACGUCGUCUCGCCCACCGAUAAGGUCUGGCGUAGCUUCCAAGCCCUCGGCGGCAUCGCCUUCGCUUACUCCUUCUCCAACAUCCUCAUCGAAAUCCAGGACACGAUCAAAGCCCCGCCGUCGGAAGCCAAGACGAUGAAGAAAGCAUCCCUAGUCAGCAUCUUCGUAACCACCAUCUUCUACAUGCUCUGCGGCUGCUUCGGCUACGCGGCCUUCGGCGACCAGUCCCCGGGGAACCUCCUCACCGGGUUCGGCUUCUACAACCCGUACUGGCUCCUCGACAUCGCCAACGUCGCCAUCGUCGUCCACCUCGUCGGAGCUUACCAGGUCUACUGCCAGCCCAUCUACGCCUUCGUCGAGAAGCUCGCCGCCAACAGAUUCCCCGACAGCUACUUCGUCACCAAGGAGUUCAGAAUCCCGCUCCCCGGCGGGACCAGCUACAACCUCAACUUGUUCAGGCUGGUGUGGAGGACGAUCUUCGUCAUCAUCACCACCCUCAUCUCCAUGCUGCUCCCUUUCUUCAACGACAUCGUGGGCCUGCUGGGCUCGCUGGGUUUCUGGCCGUUGACCGUUUACUACCCGGUGGAGAUGUACAUUGCGCAGAUGAAGAUCCCCAAGUGGAGCACCAGAUGGGUCAGCCUUCAGAUCCUGAGCAUGGCGUGUCUCAUCAUCUCGAUCGCCGCCGCGGCCGGGUCGAUCGCCGGGAUGAUCGUCGAUCUCAAGAGCGUGAAGCCGUUCCACAUGAAUUAUUAAACGAUCGACAGUCAAGUAUCAAAAUUUACACCCUCCCUCCCUAGCUCUUGGUCAUGUUCAUAACAAACAAAGGUCCAACCAAAGUCUCUGUCUUUUUUUCCUUUUUCAUGUAAUAUUUAGGUUAUUAAGUGUAUUUUAAUUGGUCUUUCAUAAGAAAGGAAAGAAAGGACAAAAAGAAGGACCCCAAUGUUGUGUAAAGAACAAAGAAAGGAAGGAAGGAAAACCAACAUGUGUCCUCUCUUUGGCUGUAUCUGUGAUUCAGAAAUCUUCCAAAACUGUUAGCCAUGAGUGAUGUUUACUCUACUGACCUCUCUUUCAAUGCAAAUUGGGAUAAUUUAAGAGGUGAUCUCAAUGAAUGUUUGUAUGCAUAUGACAAAGCUGUGUUGACAGUCAAUAAUUUUUAAUGUCUGUUGUGUUAAGAAGAACCAUAGUUUAGAUAGAUUAUCAUUUGUAUAGCAUUAUUUAGAUGAUAAUUUAUGCAUUUUUUUCUAUGCAAAAAAUAGAAACUAAAAUAAAGGGUUAUAGGUAUAAUAUGUCCCUCUAUUAUGACGUUUUAUUAAACAUGCUCAUUUAUUAUUUUUUACAUCAAACAUGCCUUUGUAAUUUGGAAAAACUAUCAAACAUGCCUUUCAGUUGAAAUUUCCAUCGAAAAAAUCGUCAAUCAUGGUUGAACCGAGAUUUAGACGACCUGACAUCGAUAAAUGGGAGGGGAAAUGUCAGUUUUAAACCUUGUUUUAUUUCUCUAGGUCUCAUCAAAGUGAAAUUAUUAGAAUUAUUUGGCUAUACAAAAGAACAAAAAAAAACUUUAAAGUGAAAUUAUUAGAGAUAUUUUAGAUAUUUGGGCAUGUUUGAUGUAAAAAAUAAUAGAGGGGCAUGUUUGAUAAAACAUCAUACUAGAGGGACAUAUUAUAUCUAUAACCCUUAAAAUAAACGGAAGAUUAUCCAAACAUAUUAAGAAGAAAAAUAGUAUAGAAUUGUGUAUAACUAUGAAUUUAUGCGUCAAACUAAACAAAUUUCUUUCCACAUUUUUAGCUUUUCACUAUCUCAAAUUUCUAUCUACUGUGGGAAUGGAGGUUUUUAACGUAUUGAGUGUUGAUAGAAAGUAACUAUUCCCUGUCAAUUAUGUAACCUCAAUUAUUUAUUCAAGUUGCUACAAACAUCUCAUCAAAUGUGUUUUGUUUUGUUUUUUUCUUGUAGCUCAUGUUGGUGGUUUAGAUUAGCUAACAUUCUCGUGCCCAUUAUCAUCUCAAUUCUCCUCCAUCCAAAUCAUUCAUUGUUAUCUUUAGAUAUUACAAACCCAACAAACCGUCGGGAAUCAGUAAAGUUUGUAUAGAUAUAUUACUAAAUUAUUCUGUUAUUUUGUUGGUAAGAAUUCAAAUACGAGACAUUUUAAUUAAAUGCGGAGUGUUGAAGGGGUGGAACUGUGCAUUAUGGGGUUUCUCAACUACCUUGAACUUCAACAUGAUGGCAAUCGACAGAAAGGAAGAAGGCUAGAGAUCGUUAAAAUGAUUCUUGAUACAAUCGGAGUACAAACUAUCAAAUUAUUUGUUCAGAUGGAAGCAUUAAACUAUUGAAGUCGACAAUACUAUUAACUAUUUUAUUUAAAUUAGGAAUACAAUCAAAGAAACUCAGGUUGUUAGACAUGCAUUGAUUGAAGGUCGCAUUGUAUGGGCUUAUACAAAUUAGGAAUUUAAUAAUAAGUUGCUUUUCUGAAUUGAAGUCCUUCAAUUCACCACCUCAAAUCCUCAAUAAUUGGCUGCGAGUCAAAUUAUGUGUAUGCAUUCACACCUACACGCAGAGAUUCUUAGGUGUCGUUUCGAAGUUGCGAUAGUUUUGUUGAGAUUGUCAUUAUGCAUGUAUUGUUUACAAUGCAUCGUUUUUUUGUUUUUUAGCAGAAACAAUACAUGGAUUGUUUCUGUGAUGUGACAGAAACUAUCACUCAUUUUAAGUGAUUGUUAUAUCUCAACUUUUAGUUGUGAUUGUUGAGAUAGUUGAGUUGAGAUUGUUUUGUCUCAGCUUUUAGCUGAUGCGACAUACACAAUCACACAUACCAAACGUUGUAUAUUACAAUGCAUCAAAUUCGACAAUACAUGUAUAAUAUUAUACAUGCAUUCUCAACAAUACAUCUAUUUAACAAUCGCAACUUCCAAACGACCCCUAGUGUGUAAAGAGAUUCUUUUAUUAUUUGCAUCAUCCACGCGGCGGUUCAUUAGAGAGUGUUUUGGCGGAAGAUUAUUUGUUUAACAUUAAUUUUUCUGCGUUUUGUGAUGACGCAACAGAUUGCUGACAAUAUUUUCAACUGUGUACGUAUGGGAGAUUGACUGACAAAUAUUUAAUUUCAGUACAUUAUGAUUGUUGUUAUUUGUUAACAUGAUUAUUGUUGGCAUGCUAAUGUGCAGCGCAGGAUCCACUACAAGAAAACCAGCUUAUAGAGGCAAAUAAUUAGACGCAAUUAUUCUAUUAGGGGUAUUCGGGGUCACUUUUACACCUUGGGAGAAAAUUAAUCGAUUUCUGGAUAGUAGUUUUGGGUUUGCAAUAUAAAAAGAAAUAGUAUUUUCCAUUCUUAUAAGAAUCGAAUCGGAUCAACGGCUGAACCAGUAGAACCUCCAAACUAGUUACGAUGGUAGUCUGGUCCAUUUCUUGGAUGGUUAUUGAUGGACCAAACAAUUUUUCACGGUUAAAAAUAAAACCAGAUGAAGCACCAUGAUUUAUCUGCAAUCCAUGGAAGGGGCCAUAAACAUCAAAACCCAGAAUUGGAGACGAAGUGGUUGUACCUUCUAAGCUCUUUAAUGAAAGACAAGAUGGACAAGGAUGGUAGUAAAGGACAACCAUUAGGGGUUGGUUUUGAUUGAAGAGAAGGGGGUUAUUAUCGAAGAAGGAAAUCGGCAAACAAAUUUUGUAUCCUGCC
This is a messenger RNA of Linum trigynum, 7036 nucleotides long. The record is from the annotation of a GenBank genome assembly. NCBI's taxonomy places the organism in Eukaryota, Viridiplantae, Streptophyta, Magnoliopsida, Malpighiales, Linaceae.